AUGACGACGCUGCUCCGUUUUGCACCGUCGCCGACUGGCGCGCUUCACCUUGGAGGGCUGCGCACGGCGCUCUUCAAUCACCUUUACGCGCGAAAGCUCGGAGGGAAAUGGAUCUUGCGUAUAGAGGAUACAGAUGCUACCAGAGCUGUACCAGGGUCGGUGGAUGGCAUUAGGGAGGCGCUGAACUGGGCAGGGCUGGAGUACGACUACGGUCCGGAGAAGGGCGGUCCACAUGCCCCUUACUUUCAAUCGGAGCGUCUCGACCUUUAUCACACUCACGCCAAGAAGCUCAUCGAGUCAGGACACGCCUAUCGCUGCUUCUGCUCCCCUGACCGUCUUGCUGCCACCCGCGAAUCACUCGCGCGCGUAGGCUCCAACGCGACAUACGACAAGGCCUGUCUCAACUUGACGGAAGAAGAAGUAGCGCGUCGCGUACGCGCGGGAGAAAAGCAUAUAGUGCGCCUCAACGACAGCAACCUUCCCCAUCGGUCUACCCCUCCAGAUCUCAUCUUCGGAAACGUACGCGACGCGCACGCCUCGCUCCCCACGGACCCUGUUCUCCUCAAAACGGACCUCUUCCCCACCUACCACCUCGCAUCCGUGGUCGAUGACCAUUCAAUGGGCAUCACGCACGUCCUGCGCGGCGAGGAAUGGCUGCCUUCUUUACCACUUCAUCUAGACCUGUACGCAUGCCUCGGCUUGCAUCCACCAGAGUUCGCGCAUCUGCCGCUCUUGCUCAACCCGGACGGGACGAAAAUGUCGAAACGCAAAGGGGACGUCCACGUCGCAGAUUUCAUGAAACGAGGGUGGGAGCCGGAAGCUGUCUUAAACUGGCUCGCCCUGGCCGGAUGGGGUGUUCAGCACGACCAUCCAGCUUCGUCACCCUCUGGCCAUGCAUCUCAUGGUCUCUUCCGGUCGACGUGGUCGGCGUUUAAGACCGCUCCAUCGAGCACGACCGUUCUCACCAUGUCGGACAUGAUCAGAGAUUUCGAUCUCAAGGCGCUGACGCAUCGACGUACGGUGCUGGAUCCCGCCAAGCUCGAGAUACUGAACAAGCAGCACCUCGCGCGCCGAUGGAACACGCCCGAUGGGCUCGAUGAGCUGGCGGGACGAGCGCACGGCCUCAUCAAAGACACCCCAUACACAUCGCAAGCAUACAUCAAGAAGGUCAUUCUGGCGCUCGAGAGCCGGCUGACGAAUCUCAACGCCCUCCCUGCACAUGGGGCAUUCUUCUUCGAGGAUCCCGACUUCACCUCCUCAGAGGCUCGGGGCAUGCUGAAGGGCGUAUCAUCGGACGACUACCAGUCAUCUCGACAAUCUGCCAUCUCAACGUUGACGGCCGUCGCCGUCGACGACUGGGAGAAAGUCGAUUUCAAUCUCCUCUUGCACGAGGAAUGCCAAGCCGCGAAAAUCAAGUCGAAAACCUACAUGACUACCAUCCGAUACGCAUUGAGCGGUGUCAAGACGGGUCCUAGCGUUCCCGAUAUAUUCCGUGUGCUGGGCCGAGAGCGGAGCAUCCACCGGUUGAUGAGCGCUCCGGCCUUUCCGGAACGAGGGGUCUAA
Punctularia strigosozonata HHB-11173 SS5 is the source of this 1563-nucleotide messenger RNA. RefSeq lists its product as uncharacterized. Gene Ontology annotation, molecular function: glutamate-tRNA ligase activity; ATP binding; zinc ion binding. NCBI's taxonomy places the organism in Eukaryota, Fungi, Basidiomycota, Agaricomycetes, Corticiales, Punctulariaceae. The record is from RefSeq and is a predicted model, not a curated record. Gene Ontology annotation, biological process: glutamyl-tRNA aminoacylation. The coding region runs from base 1 to 1563 and encodes 520 amino acids. The transcript has 13 exons.